Aspergillus glaucus CBS 516.65 is the source of this 1546-nucleotide messenger RNA. Its product is annotated as GTP-binding protein RBG1. Gene Ontology annotation, molecular function: GTP binding; GTPase activity. The transcript has 10 exons. Gene Ontology annotation, biological process: cytoplasmic translation. Gene Ontology annotation, cellular component: cytoplasm. The record is from RefSeq and is a predicted model, not a curated record. Lineage: Eukaryota; Fungi; Ascomycota; Eurotiomycetes; Eurotiales; Aspergillaceae. Bases 107 to 1210 code for a protein of 367 amino acids.
GUACGGGUUCUGCGCAGCAUUGCAAGCCAGCUUUUUCGAAGACUUCAGACUUAUCGCAUCUUUUUAUACGAGAGACAGAGGGUAACCCUCGUAUCAUACCGUCAAGAUGUCGACCACCGUGGAUAAGAUCAAGCAAAUCGAGGACGAGAUGGCUCGGACUCAGAAGAACAAGAACACCUCCUUCCACUUGGGACAGUUGAAGGCUAAGCUGGCGAAGCUAAAGAGAGAACUCUUGACCCCGUCCGGAGGCGGUGGUGGAGGUGGCGCUGGUUUCGAUGUUGCCCGUACCGGUGUCGCGAGUGUUGGUUUCAUCGGUUUCCCGUCCGUCGGAAAGAGUACUCUGAUGAGUAGAUUAACAGGCCAGCAUUCCGAAGCUGCCGCCUAUGAAUUCACAACUUUGACCACCGUGCCCGGACAAGUGAUGUACAACGGCGCCAAGAUCCAGAUUCUCGAUCUUCCGGGUAUUAUUCAGGGUGCCAAGGAUGGUAAAGGUCGUGGUCGUCAGGUUAUUGCCGUGUCGAAGACGUGCAACCUGAUCUUCAUCGUCCUCGAUGUCAACAAGCCUCUGGUCGACAAGAAGGUCAUCGAAAACGAAUUGGAAGGGUUCGGUAUCCGUAUCAACAAGCAGCCUCCCAACAUCGUUUUCAAGAAGAAGGACAAGGGUGGUAUCGCCAUCACGAGCACCGUUCCAUUGUCUCAUAUCGAUCACGACGAAAUCAAAGCUGUCAUGAACGAAUAUAAGAUUUCCUCUGCCGAUAUCUCUAUCCGUUGCGAUGCCACCAUUGACGACCUGAUUGACAUCCUGGAAGCAAAGAGCCGAAGCUACAUCCCCGUCAUUUAUGCGUUGAACAAGAUUGACUCCAUCACAAUCGAGGAGCUGGAUCUUCUUUACCGUAUUCCGAACGCCUGCCCCAUCAGUUCCGAGCACGGCUGGAACGUCGAUGAAUUGUUGGAACAGAUGUGGGAGAAGCUCAACCUGCGGAGAAUUUACACCAAGCCCAAGGGCAGGGCGCCGGAUUACACGGCACCCGUUGUGCUUCGGGCCAAUGCUUGCACGAUCGAAGAUUUCUGUAAUUCCAUCCAUCGGUCGAUCAAGGAACAGUUCAAGCAAGCUAUUGUGUACGGACGCUCGGUCAAGCACCAACCGCAACGCGUCGGACUUACGCACGAGCUCGCUGAUGAGGAUAUCGUGUCGAUUAUCAAGCGGUAAAAGGAGACCCCGAAAUCGACCUUUCAAAGCCCGGAGAGAGCCGCGGGCCAAUCGCGCUCUAGGGAGAUUCCCCGGGAACCCGUGCUGGUGUGUCUCGCGGGAUAUAUUCUUCUACCAACCUCAGCACCCAGCAGGCCCGGCUCUUGUGCGAUUGAUCUCGGCGAGAAAAAUAUGCGAUAGAGUUUGAUGAGAGGGGAACAGGGAGAGUUAUCUGUGCAGCCAGUAACAAGCUGGUAUGGCAUGGUUACUUGUUCGGGAUAGGGAUGAUUUGAAAUGAUGAUGAGUUAGUAUGUACUUAUGUCCAGUCGUCUUUUAUUCGUAACGUCCCAUUUUUUU